AGCAGAUUUCUUCAUACUGUAUAACAACCAACAAGAUAUUGCACUUCGAAGUUCAAGCCCGCUAUCCCAUCUUCAAAGUUUGAAAAAAAAAAAAAAUGGGAUUUUCAAGUUGUUUGGUGGUUUCAUUUGUGUAUCUUCUCCUGGCGGUUUAUGUGGUUAAUGGACAGCCUCUGGUUCCUGCAAUGUUCAUAUUUGGGGAUUCUGUUGUUGAUGCAGGAAACAACAACCACAUUAAAACUAUUGUAAAAGCAAACUUUCCUCCUUAUGGAAGAGACUAUCUCAAUCACACUGCAACUGGCAGGUUCUGCAAUGGCAAACUAGCUGCAGACUUCACAGCUGAGAAUUUAGGCUUCACUUCAUAUCCACCAGCCUAUCUUAGUUAUGAAGCCAGAGGAAACAACCUUUUGAUCGGCGCCAAUUUUGCUUCCGGUGCUUCCGGUUACUACGAAGCUACGGCAAAGAUAUAUCAUACCAUCCCGUUGAGUCAGCAGCUGGAGUUCUUCAAGGAGUAUAAGGAAAAGUUAGUGGAGAUUGUAGGACAAUCCAAUGCUUCAUCAAUCAUAAAUGGAUCGGUUUACCUUGUCAAUUCCGGGAGCAGUGACUUCGUUCAGAACUACUACAUCAAUCCUCUUCUUUACAAGGUCUACACACCAGAUGAAUUCUCGGACAUUCUUAUCAAAUCCUAUGCAACUUUCAUUGAGGAACUGUAUGAGCUAGGAGCAAGGAGGAUCGGAGUGACAACAUUGCCACCACUAGGAUGCCUGCCGGCUACCAUAACAAUUUUCGGCUCUGAUAUAAACGAGUGCGUCGAAGAGAUAAAUGAAGAUGCAGUUUCAUUCAACUACAAGCUAAAUGACACUUCUAUAAUCUUGCAAAAUAAGACUUCUGGACUCAAUCUGGUAGUCCUGGACAUCUACCAGCCUCUCUAUGAUCUUGUCACCAAGCCUUCUGAUAAUGGGUUUGCCGAGGCGAGGAAGGCUUGUUGCGGAACUGGGUUGCUGGAAACAUCAAUUUUAUGUAACAAGAAAUCAGUGGGAACAUGUGCAAAUGCAACUGAAUAUGUGUUUUGGGAUGGCUUUCAUCCUUCCGAAACUGCAAACAAAGUUAUAUCAGAUAGUCUGCUGGCUAGUGGCCUCUCUUUGAUUUCUUAGUCACAUUUCAAUUUACAUUUUAAUCUGUAAUAAUCUCCAUCCGUUGUCAGUGCUUGUUACUAUGUUUCUAUGUUAAACAGUGUGGUUGAGUUAUGAAUGAAGAAAGGCUUGUUAUCUGAAGCUUCCUGAUUGUAAUUUUGUCUAUGAAUAAACUCAUAUUCUACUAUAUGUAAAAUCAAUUAAA
This is a messenger RNA of Pistacia vera, 1335 nucleotides long. RefSeq names its product GDSL esterase/lipase At5g22810. The record is from RefSeq and is a predicted model, not a curated record. Gene Ontology annotation, molecular function: lipase activity. Gene Ontology annotation, biological process: lipid metabolic process. The transcript has 5 exons. NCBI's taxonomy places the organism in Eukaryota, Viridiplantae, Streptophyta, Magnoliopsida, Sapindales, Anacardiaceae. The coding region runs from base 96 to 1151 and encodes 351 amino acids.